Molecule: messenger RNA, 658 nt
Organism: Musa acuminata subsp. malaccensis (wild Malaysian banana)
Lineage: Eukaryota; Viridiplantae; Streptophyta; Magnoliopsida; Zingiberales; Musaceae
Product: large ribosomal subunit protein eL30
Cellular component (GO): cytosolic large ribosomal subunit
Molecular function (GO): structural constituent of ribosome; RNA binding
Source: RefSeq, a predicted model, not a curated record
UUCAGGGCGUCAUUCGGAGAGAUCUCCAAGCUUCGCCGCUGCCUCCGCCUCUCGCCGCCCGAACACACCACUGCGCACCAAUUUCCUUCACCAAUGGCGCCCGUUAAGAAGGCGAAGAAGAGUACGGAGAGCAUCAACAACAGGCUCGCUCUCGUGAUGAAGAGUGGGAAGUACACUCUCGGCUACAAGACCGUCCUGAGAUCUCUUCGGAGCUCUAAAGCCAAGUUGGUUAUGAUUUCAAACAACUGUCCUCCGCUCCGCAAGUCCGAGAUUGAGUACUAUGCGAUGUUGGCAAAGGUGGGAGUACAUCAUUUUAGCGGAAGUAAUGUCGACCUCGGAACUGCAUGUGGUAAAUAUUUCCGUGUUUGCUGCCUCAGCAUUAUUGACCCUGGUGACUCUGAUAUCAUCAAGAGCAUGCCUGGAGAGCAGUGAGAGGAGAGCGCAUGUGUUUUGGGAAUUCAAUGUGGUUCGCGGCACUUUUCUACUUUUUAGUUGAUUAAAUUUUGACUCCAGUUUGUUGGGAUUUUAUCGCCACUCUAGAUUUAUAACCUUCUAUAAUAGCAGUUGGUUGCCUACUUGAAUAUCUUGAUGCUCCUGAUUUAUGAAAUUUUGGUGAUGAAUAUUUAAAUUCCAAUGAAUCUGAAUUAGGUUUCACAAA